Petromyzon marinus (sea lamprey) is the source of this 4296-nucleotide messenger RNA. Its product is annotated as BTB/POZ domain-containing protein 3-like. Gene Ontology annotation, molecular function: protein binding. The record is from RefSeq and is a predicted model, not a curated record. Gene Ontology annotation, cellular component: cytosol. Lineage: Eukaryota; Metazoa; Chordata; Hyperoartia; Petromyzontiformes; Petromyzontidae. Gene Ontology annotation, biological process: neurogenesis.
UGACGUCAUUUAUGGACGGCCCCUUUCCUGUUAAUGCAAGACUCCUACAGUCGUAACGUACCCUGCUCAUUCUGGUAUGGGGAUGCAUGUGCGAUUUAAGUUGCACCUUCGCCAAGUCUAAAUGUGUCGAUUUUACGCAAGGCGGCAGUACUACUAGAUGCGGCGCACAGGAGGACAGAGAAGAACAAGCUUCUACUACAAAAGAACAAUGUCCCCCGUAUAGCCUUUAAAGACCCUUGGGGCAAGUGCUCGUCACAAACACCUAUGAAGGCCGACACGGCACACGAGGAGUUAGCCAGCACCAUGCCCGGCCGCCCUUGUCUCCUGCGAGGCAAUGUUUACCACAUACCGCACCAGGUACUCAUUUGAUGCUAAGUCGACCUUGGUGAGGCCCAGGACCGGUUCAGAUAAUCGUCACUGGUGUUGGCCAUGAGCGGGAAUCUAACCUCGAUCACCGGGUUUGUGGCGCUGCGCUACUGUUCCACGCGCUACAUACACAGACCACAGACACAUACACAGCAUAUGUACAUACUUGCAGCAAUGCUUUGUUAUACACUGUCAAUACACUUGCUCACUCGCACCGAAUACCAACACACAACACAUACACGCAGAAUUUACAUAAAUAUACCCUUUCAUUAAUACUCGCAUAAACAUGCUCUAUUAUGCACGCGCUCACACAACACAAACACACAUCAUGUGGUAUAUACAUUUUUAACAAAGUAUAUAUCUUUGAAGACUCUGUACUCUACAUGUACACACACCGUAAACGCAUCAUAUACAGAAUAUACUGUUCCAUCAUUACUCUUGUAUACACGCUGUGUUAAACACAUCUCACACAUGACCUGCCAGCACAUGGCACAUCACGUGUACACCCUGGAGUUAAUGGUAUCUUAUAGACAGGCUCACUCAUACAUAGAACCAAGACACGCAGCACACAAACAGUUUGAUGUAUACUCUUGCUUUAAUAGAGUACACACUGGUCAUUGCAUACCAACACACACAAAAGACAAUAACAAACGUCACGUGUAUGUCUCAACAUUACUAGGCUGUUCUUUUACACACGCCGUGUUGCACAUCUCCACUCGCACAACACUGCCUACACACACACGACAUACACACACCAUACGUAAACACUUCCAUUAAAACUCUACUAAUCACGCUGACCAUUUCACAACACACACACACAAUAUACACACAACCUUGCAUUAACACACUGUGUACCAGCGCACAACACAUACCAUUUACACACGCAGCAUAUAAACUGUAUAUCCUUACUUGAAUACAUGUUGACCAGUCCAUAUAGUGUACUACUUAUACACAGCGUAUAAUUUACAUUUUCAUUAAUACCCUUAUCAAACACGCUGACCACUACAUGCACACAUAGCUCACGCUCACAGUAUAUGUACUUGAAUGAGUACUCUAUUAAACACGCUGACAACCGCAUACCAGCACGCAACACACGCAACAACACGCACACGUGUCCUCUGUGCGCGUGUCACCAUCGCGAACAUCACACGCAGCGCGCUCGGGGGUUCAACCUCGGCAGCACCGCCAAGCGAACGCCUCUCGUGCGCGGUCUUAACAACACAGAGCGUGCACUUGUGUUCAUUGCAAGAUUUACAACGCACCGAGCGUUGUCUCUCUCUCUCUCUCAUCACUUCAAAGCAUCGCAUCCGAAGAGCGGCCAUGUGCGUGCCGGGAUGGUAGAAAUCUGCAGAAGCUCCCGCUGGACGUGGGCGCGUUAAUGCCCCGAUCGGUCCAGGACGCCGUGCCUUCCCUCUCUUCCCUCGUCUGUCCGGCCGAGCCAUGCGGUGUUUCCCCUUCUUUCUGCUGCUGCCAGAGUCGCUCAAGCGGAGCCGCAAGCCUCCGAGAGAAGAGGGGACCUCCACCAAGGAGCUGCCGCCUGUGCCGAGCCGGCCCUGGGACCAGGACGGUCCCUGGGACCAGGACGGGUCCUGGGAGCGAACCAUGGCGGCGGACGUCGGAGGCAACGGCAAGAAGGCGCAGCAGAGUGCCGGUGGGAAGGCGGAGAUAGCUGGAGUCGAACCGGGACAGGCCAACUGGCAAGCUCAGCGGGCCACAGUGCGAGAACGGAACGCUAUGAUGUUUAACAACGCGCUCAUCUCAGAUGUCACCUUUGUGGUGGGGCCUCAGGGAGCCAGCCAGCGCAUCCCCGGACACAAGUACCUGCUGGGGGUGAGCAGCUCGGUGUUCUAUGCCAUGUUCUAUGGAGAGCUUGCCGAAGAGAAGUCUGAAAUUGUAAUUCCUGAUGCAGAGCCACCUGCCUUCCUCGCCAUGUUGAAGUACAUCUAUUGCGACGAGAUGGAUCUGGACGCCGACUCGGUGCUGGCCACGCUGUACGUCGCCAAGAAGUACAUGGUGCCACACCUGGCACGAGCGUGCGUCUCCUUCCUCGAGACGAGCUUGACGGCACGCAACGCCUGCGUGCUGCUGGCCCAGAGCCGCCUCUUCGAGGAGCGCGAGCUCGCGGACCGCUGCUGGGAGGUGAUCGACGCGCAGGCCGAGCUGGCGCUGCGCUCGGAGAGCUUCUGCGAUGUCGACCUGGAAACGCUGGCGGCGAUCCUGUCGCGCGAGACGCUCAACGCGGCCGAGACGGUCGUUUUCGAGGCGGCUCUCGGCUGGGCCGCAGCAGAAUGCCGGCGAUCGGUGGCGACGCCGACGCCCGGGAACAUGCGCUCGGCGCUGGGCAAGGCACUGCACCUGCUGCGCCUGCCCGCCAUGCCCCUGAGCGACUUCGCCGACGGGCCCGCGCAGUCGGGCGUGCUGGACGCCCGCGAGACUCUCGACGUGUUCCUGUGGCACACGGCGCGCGGCAAGCCCGAGCUGCCCUUCCCGACGGCGCCCAGGCGGGGGCUGCAGCCGCGCCGCUGCUGCCGUUUCCAGAGCUGCACGUUCCGCAGCAACCAGUGGCGCUGCCACGGCCGCUGCGACGCCGUGCAGUUCUCGGUGGACCGCCGCAUCUUCCUGGGCGGCUUCGGCCUCUUCGGCUCGAGCGGCACGCGUACCGAGUACGCGGCGCGCGUCGAGCUGAAGCGCGGCGGCACCGUGGUGGCGCACAGCACGAGCCGCUUCACGGCGGACGGCACGCCGGCCACGUUCCCCGUGUACUUCGAGCACCCCGUGCAGGUGGAGCCGGACGCGUUCUACACGGCCAGCGUGGUGCUCGACGGACCCAGCCUCAGCUACUUCGGGCAGGAUGGCCUGACCGAGGUGCAGUGCGAGGGCAUCGCCUUUCAGUUCCAGUGCUCGUCCGACAGCACCAAUGGGACGGGCGUGCAGGGGGGACAGAUCCCCGAGCUAAUUUUCUACAGCUGAUGAGACUGCGGGCACGCCAGCACGUACAAAGGUUUUAUUUGUCUUAUUUAUUUUUUGGACAUUAAAGCUGCUGCUGCUGCUUUAGGGGAGGCCUUGAUGUAACAGUGAAAUGGAAGUAGCUACCGCCUACUUCUGGGGAUGCUACUGCUGUUCUCAGCGGGUAGUGGUGACGGUGAUGAAGCUGAGACUGUAUUGGGUGCAUGGGUCACGAAAAAGAAUUAGCUUUCCAAUUACCUUGUGAUGAUGGAAAUUGGAACGAUAAGAGGACCAGCACACUAUUGAGCACUUUCUAUAACAAAUGCCAAGACAUGUUGGCUGAUAAGCUUGUUGAGCAGGUAAGUACAGUGGUGCAGAGUAGGAGUGUUUCACUGAAAGCUGUUAAUACCUGGUUAUGCAAUACAUUUGCUCCAACUGGAAAAAAUUACACGCUUACAAAAGGAGCAAGGGUUAAAGUGUUCCGGCAAGAGUAUGAUGUGCGCGAAUUAAUAUAGAGCCAGGGGUGUGUGAAGGUCAUCUUAGAGACAUUGCUUACUCCGCUGCAGGGGGGGAAGGUCUUCAUCUUUCGAGGGUCAUUUAGCUACUCAUUCACUUCAGUCUGACAGAUGGUAAGAGGGUGGGCUCCCCACAGUUCACCCUUAGAAACUGGCGUGGGCUCACUGUAGUGAAAUGGUUAUUUCACCACUGGGUGCAUGGAUACACCCUUGACCACAUCAGCAGGACUGUGCCCGAUCUCGUCAGAUCUCGGAAGCUCAUCAGGAUUUUUGAGCCUGGAUAAUUCUUGGGUUAAUGACCGCCAUGCACGCCGGGGUUUUCCCAAGUGGAUGUGGGGCUACUUAAACUAUAACUGAACUAUUUUUUAUUUUUUAUCAGGUACGGCCCACUGAGCUAUAUAGGUAUUUUUCAGAAGCGACCUGGCCACAAAUGAUAGCUCAACAAAGUGGCUUAUGUGGAAAUGUAUAG